Molecule: messenger RNA, 1785 nt
Organism: Plasmopara halstedii
Lineage: Eukaryota; Oomycota; Peronosporomycetes; Peronosporales; Peronosporaceae
Product: tubby-like protein
Exons: 1
Coding region: 1-1785 (594 amino acids)
Source: RefSeq, a predicted model, not a curated record
AUGGACACUGCAAUGGCAGCAACAAUCAUUCCGACCCCGAAUCUUUCAAGUCCUAAUAACAGUUUUGGACCUACUGAAGCACGUGCAGCACCAAUUUCUGCCUCUCGUUUUGCUCAGCGUCGUCUUCGUGUCGUCACGGUACCAAAACAUAGCAAUAAAAUGCAUCGGACACGUACACUCAGUGAGCUCAUUCUCCUCUCCCCACGUAGCAGUCCACGUGUGACACCACGUCACAAACGAUUUGAUAUGGAUAUUGAAGUCUCGAGUUUCUUUGCUGAAGGAGAAGGUCUUGUUGAUUUAAUGGCUAGUAGUCGGAAUCUACGACGUCAGAGUGAACGUCACUCGAUAAUCGAUGAAGAAGCUACGACGUCAGAAACUCAAUUUUUCCCCUUUUCCAGUAAUCAACAUGAACAAAUGGACGUAGAUGAAGCUGAACCAGAACUUGAGCCGGAAAUGGAGAUGGAUGAAACGCAUCAUAGUGUGGGAGAAGUCGUUGACAUGCUCUUUGAGAUCCAUUCGGCUUUAAAAAGCCGUCACUUAGGACAACGAACUGCUGCUUCGGCUCUCGCUGUGAGUAACCUCGUGAGUACCCUCGCGUACCCCACACUUGAACCUAUUCCUCGUGAUGAGCAAUUGGAAGCACUUGAAAACACACGCAAGAUGCUUGAAUGUGCCAUUUGUCAAGAAGUAUUUACAAAUGCUACUGAAGCUACGUGCUGUGGCCAAAUCUUUUGUAAAGAUUGUAUUGAACGAUGGGUAAGUGAACGUGGAUCGUGUCCUAUGUGUCGUGAAGCCAUUGGAUUUUCACUCUUGGCUCCAUCACGUCAUGCACAACGAAUGGCUAAUGAAAUGAAAGUUACAUGUCCGUACUGCUCGGAAUCAAUGAAGAAGGCAAGUUUGAGUGACCACAUUGUAGUAUGUGACCAAGCACCCGUGGAACCUCCACCUCCUGCUGAUGUUGCAUUACGACAGUUACUCAUUCGUACUGCGAGACUUAAUAGUGCCAUGUUGGCACACUUUCUUAUGACCCCAUCGCCUCCACAAUCACUCAUGAUGCAAUGCUACAUUCGUACUCGAGGUGGUGGAAACUAUGAAUUGUAUACCCAAGACUCGGAUACAUUAUUAUGUACCGCUGUGCGUCGUCGACAAUACGAUAUGUCGGUGAGUUUUAUCAUUUCCUUAGCGACAAAUUUAGAUCUUUCGACCAAUCAGAGUGAAGAUGGUGGAUACCCACUAAAUGCACCAAUUCCCGUUGCGCGAUUGGACAAAAAUUACAUGGGGUCUCAGUAUACAAUGUAUGAUAUUAGAGGAGAGGUACCCCUUGAGCUUGGAGCAGUUCAAUAUGCAGCCACGUUUGGAAAAUCGCCUCGUCAAAUGCGAGUGGCUUUGCCACUAGUAGCUCCAUUGGAGAAUGUUGAUAGUGCAGUGGACGGUACACCGUCGUGGAUGGUACAGCCGUGGAGACCCGAGAGUAAAGAGGACACAAUCUUAGCGCAAGUAGAGAACCCGGACACUGCUCGUGCGUUGCACUUGAUUAACAAACCACCUGUAUGGAUUGAAUCACUUGAAGCUUAUUGUCUGGAUUUUGGUGGUCGUGUGGCUGCUGCAUCCGUAAAGAACUUUUUGCUCUCACAUCCGGAUGAUAUGGACAAGACCCUCAUGCUUUUUGGACGCACACAAGACCGUCAAGUGUAUUCGAUGGAUUAUGCUCACCCUUUCACCCCUGUGCAAGCAUUUGCCAUUGCUUUAAGUAGCAUGGAUUCUCAUCUUGUGACAUUUGAUUAG